AUGAUUGAGGAGCUACACAGAAAACCCCUAAAAAUAGAACUGAUAAAAAAUUUCAGCAAAACUAAACUAAUGUCAAACAAAGUUGACAAACCUAUGAUAAAAAUCCAAGGGACAGAGAUAGAACACGCAAAUGAAUAUACAUAUCUGGAUCAAAAUAUCAAGGUAAGCAAAGAAAAUCAGACUACCAAAAUAAGUAGACGUGUAAAAAUGGGUCUUCAUACGUAUUUAAAAAUAAAUAUAUACCUCAAUGACUGUGAACUAAAGUGUUUAAUUCCUGUAUCCUACCUGUACUUAUAUAUGGAGCCCAAACCUGGACAUUUACUAAAAUAAACAUGGAGAAGAUCAGAAAAACUCAGAGAGCUAUGGAACGACAGAUGCUAAGUAUCUCACACAAAGACCAUAAAACCAAUGAAGACAUUCGUAAUAGAACAAAAGU
Molecule: messenger RNA, 436 nt
Organism: Diabrotica balteata
Lineage: Eukaryota; Metazoa; Arthropoda; Insecta; Coleoptera; Chrysomelidae
Source: the annotation of a GenBank genome assembly